Messenger RNA from Chionomys nivalis (European snow vole), 906 nucleotides. Its product is annotated as developmental pluripotency-associated protein 2-like. Gene Ontology annotation, biological process: system development. Gene Ontology annotation, molecular function: chromatin binding. Lineage: Eukaryota; Metazoa; Chordata; Mammalia; Rodentia; Cricetidae. Gene Ontology annotation, cellular component: nucleus. The record is from RefSeq and is a predicted model, not a curated record. The transcript has 7 exons. Bases 1 to 906 code for a protein of 301 amino acids.
AUGUCAGUUGCCAGCCAGGACACUUAUGACCAGAGAGAACUUGAAGAAGAAAUCAUUCUAACGCUGGUCCCAGCCACGGAUGAUCUCACCUUAGAAGGCCCUACAGCAGAAUCUUUAGCCACAGAGCUCAAGCCAGCAGCUUCUUGGGAUACCAACCCCUCGGUGUCCCGAAAGCCCCACCCGUCCCUGCCAGCCGUCCUGCCUCCUAUUAAUGAGGUGUCCCGGAACACACUUCGGGAAUGGUGCCGCUGUCGCGAUUUGAGUACGGACGGCAAGAAAGUGGAAGUCUACAUGAGACUCCAACAAUGUUCAUAUUCCGAACAAAAAUGCCAUAUUCCCAAAACACCUCGUGAGGCCAGACUGAAGCCCAUUCCGAAAAAAACCAACAAAGCAGUCAUUGAAGGACCCAGACCCCGAGGUUUGAAGAGGAAGAGAGAGGAGGACGAGCCCGGUGUAGAAGUUCUGACUUCGGAAAGGGAGUCCGGCAUAGUAGAAGUUCUGACUUCAGAAAGGGAGUCCGUUUGUGCAGCCUGGGGAAGAAUUGCCAUGCGAGCUUCUCAGCCUAGGGCUGAGAAUCGCCAGCCUCUUCCCUCUAAAGCCAAAGCAUUUCUGCCCCCAGUCACCGGAUGCAGGUGGUGUGUCGUCCACGGCAGGCAGCUCCCUGCCGAUAAGGAAGGCUGGGUUUGCCUGCAGAUGCUCGCCGGUCAGACCUGGGUUCCAGACAGUCCCCAAAGGAUGAUACCUCUCUUCAUUUUACCAGCCUGUGUUUUCCCAUCCCCCGGAAUGGAAGAUAAUAUGCUCUGCCCUGAAUGUGCCCACAGCAAUAGGAAGAUGAUGAGGAAUUUCGAAAGGGACAGACGCACUGAAAAGAAACACAAACUGCUACGUGAAAAUGUGCCACCUUAG